This is a messenger RNA of Crotalus tigris (Tiger rattlesnake), 2260 nucleotides long. RefSeq names its product retinol dehydrogenase 8-like. The transcript is spliced from 7 exons. NCBI's taxonomy places the organism in Eukaryota, Metazoa, Chordata, Lepidosauria, Squamata, Viperidae. Gene Ontology annotation, molecular function: estradiol 17-beta-dehydrogenase [NAD(P)+] activity. Gene Ontology annotation, cellular component: cytoplasm. The record is from RefSeq and is a predicted model, not a curated record. Gene Ontology annotation, biological process: estrogen biosynthetic process. Bases 165 to 1097 code for a protein of 310 amino acids.
CUUAUACCGUGUGCGAGAUCGAGAGGAAGGCCGAUUCCCGGGCAGAUAGCGGAUAAACGAGAAGCGCAGAAAUAUUCGGAGGAUGGUGGGAAGGUCUUGGAUCCCUCUUUUCCUCUCGUGCUGACAGGAUUUCGGGACUGGGCACAAUUUCUCGAGGCAACAAGAUGGCCGUGCGGAACGUGCUGGUGACCGGCUGCUCCUCCGGCAUUGGGCUGGCCCUGGCAGUGCGCCUAGCAAGAGAUGAACUGAAGCGAUUUCGAGUUUUUGCUACCAUGAGAAAUUUGGAGAAAAGUGAAGCCCUGAAGCAGCAAGCAGGGCCAGCUCUGGAUAAGAUGCUUGAAAUCAAAGAACUGGACGUGACCAGUGAGGACUCUAUCAGGAGCUGCGUGAACAGCAUCCCCCAACGCAGGGUGGAUGUGCUGGUGAACAAUGCAGGAUUUGGUCUGAUUGGUCCAGUGGAAAGCCAGAGCAUGGCCUCAAUUCAACGCCUCUUCGACACCAACUUCUUUGGCUUGGUGCGCCUUAUCCAGGAAAUCUUCCCUGACAUGAAGCAACAAAAGAGAGGGCAUAUUGUUGUGAUGAGCAGCGUCUUAGGUUUGCAAGGUCUCCUCUUCAACGAUAUCUACUCUGCCUCCAAAUUUGCUGUGGAGGGUUUCUGCGAGAGCUUAGCCCUGCAGGCUCUAAAAUUUGGGAUCAGAAUCAGUUUGAUUGAGCCAGGACCAGUGAUAUCAGAGUUUGAGAGGAAGCUUUAUGACGAGGUAGCAAGCAUGGAUCUCUCCGGUGUGGAUAAAGAGACACUGGAUAUAUUUCACAAUUUCUACCUAGCCUACUCCAAGGAGGUCUUCACUGCACUGGGGCAAUCUCCAGAAGAGGUGGCUGAGCAUGUGCUGAAAGUGAUCACUUCUGAGAACCCUCCAUUGCGAUAUCAAACCAACAGCUUCUACACACCCAUCACCACUCUCAAACAUGCGGACCCCAGUGGGAACCUGCCUCUCAAUACUUUCCACCAGAUGAUCUUCCAACACGAUCGGCUCUUCAAAGCCAGUCUCAGCCUCCUUAAAAUGCUCCAGUGGAGAAAGAGGAGAGAUAUGGACUAGAUCGCCCACAAGUAAAGAAGAUGCUAGCUGUCUCAGAGCCCCUCCUUCCCUAACAGGCUUCUGAAAAGAUCCUAUUUAUAACUUACAUGCAGAAUGUUUUCUUGUAGGGCAGAAUGAGGUGACCCUGGCCUGAUUCAGUGUGUUUUGGGGGUCUAAUGUUGCUUCAAAGCAAUAAGGAGUUAGAAUGAGAUAACAGUAUUUUGAUCUGAGGGUUGCAAAAAGGAGUGUCAUAUUUUUGGUGUUCCUUAUGCACAGUAACAUCUUUGAAUAAUACAUUUUUAAUAAACUGUGAUACCUGAAUCAAAAAUGUCACCCUGCAUUUGCAGUCCAAAGUGGUGUGAUCCAAAAUAGAUCCUGUCGAUCUUGUACAGUAUAGCAUUUUCCAGUAUUGGCAACUUCUGGAUGAGUGGACUUAAGUUCCCAGAAUUCUCAUCAAAGGAUAUCCUAGCUGAGGAAUUGUGAAAGUUGAACAUGGCUAAUUUGGGAAAUAAUAGGGCCAGUGCCCCAUUUGGUAUGUUAUAUAUAAUACCUAACCUUAAAAAAAUGUACUGGGAGUCUGGGCUUUUACUUAAAUGCAUUCCUUACUGAACAUGUUUUCCAAUUCUUGAUUGUAUUAGGACUUCUCUGAAGUUAGUUCUGAGAUGUAGUUAAAACAAUUCUUAAGGCUGAAGAAAGAGAGUGUAUGCAUAUUUUAAAGUGUUUUUUUCCCUGAAAAAAAUCAAGUAAAAGAAUCAAUUACUGUAAAAUAGGAAAGAACAAAAUAAAAGGACACAAAGCAAAGCAAAAGAUUAGGAGGUACUAUGGAAACAAAAAUGUCAUUAAUGUAGACUUUUAGGAUUUUUAUUGGGAAAAAGUUAGCUUACAAUGGGGCAGAAGACUUGUAAUCAGAGUAGGAUUACAAGAGUAGGUUUAGUUAGUUAUUGUCCAAAAGUAUGUACAUGAUACAGAAGAGGCUCUUUUUUUAAUAUAGCAGAACCAAAGGUAUUUUAAUUAUACAGGCAUCGAUAGCUUUGAGGCCAGAGGAAAUCCUAUGCAUCUUUAUCCAGAAGUAAGUCUUACUCAGUUUAGUGGACUUCCUUCUAGUAAGUGUUUAUUGGAUUGCUUCCUCAGUUUUGUUUUUUUCACAUUCAAUAAUCUGUGAAAUAAAAACUUACAAAUAGAAA